Epithele typhae is the source of this 1434-nucleotide messenger RNA. RefSeq names its product ERG4/ERG24 ergosterol biosynthesis protein. The record is from RefSeq and is a predicted model, not a curated record. Gene Ontology annotation, cellular component: endoplasmic reticulum membrane. Gene Ontology annotation, biological process: ergosterol biosynthetic process. The transcript is spliced from 6 exons. Gene Ontology annotation, molecular function: Delta24(24-1) sterol reductase activity. NCBI's taxonomy places the organism in Eukaryota, Fungi, Basidiomycota, Agaricomycetes, Polyporales, Epitheliaceae. Bases 1 to 1434 code for a protein of 477 amino acids.
AUGCCGGGCGCCGAACCUGAGCUGCGCCAACGCAGCGUCAACGCCAAGAACGGGCAGCUCAUUCGCGUCGUCAAACCCACCGAGGAGGGCCAGAAGCGCGAUCAGGUCCUCGACAGCCAUACCGAGUAUGAGUUUGGUGGCCCAUGGGGCGUCUUCGCCAUCAUGACCGGCUUCCCCAUCCUCAUGUAUUACCUCUGGAUUUGCCUCAUCUUCUACGAUGGAGCCCUCGUUCACCCUUCCUCGCUCGAUGACAUCCAGCCGUUCUUGUGGCGCAUGUGGGAGCACAUCCGCGUGGACGCAAGCCCAAACGCGUACGCGUGGAAGGUUUUCACCGGUCUCAUCGUCUACCAACUCGCCCUCGCCUGGGUCGUCCCCGGAUACAUGCAAGAAGGUCUCCCUGUUCCGUCUUUGGGCUACAAGACCCUCAUGUACAAGUGCAACGCCAUCGGCUGCAUCUAUGUCACCAUGAUCACCGCCGCCGCCCUCCAUUACUACAACAUCUUCCGCAUGACUGAGAUCAUCGACAACUUCGGCCACCUUAUGACUGUCGCCAUGAUCUACGGCUUUGGCGUCUCCUUCUUCAUGUACUUCAUCACUGUCGCCACCGGAAACCAGAUUCGGAUGUCCGGGAGCUUCAUUUACGACGUCUUCAUGGGCGCAUGCUUAAACCCCCGUCUUGGCCCCGUCGACUUGAAGAUGUGGCUUGAGGUUCGCAUUCCGUGGGUUAUCGUAUUCUUCAUGUCCGUCUCCGGAGCAUGCAAGCAGUACGAGACUUACGGCUACGUGACACCCAACAUGGCCUUCAUGUGCUUGGCGACCUGGCUCUACCUCAAUGCGUGCGGCAAGGGUGAAGAAUGCAUCCCGCAAACAUGGGACAUGUUCCACGAGAAAUGGGGUUUCCUUGUUAUAUUCUGGAACUUUGCGGGCGUACCUUUCUCCUACAUCUACUCGGUUGUAUACAUGGCGUCACACGACCCUUCGAAGUACCGGUUCUCGACUCCGACCUACGUCGCCUUGUACUCCACGAUUCUGAUCGCCUACUACAUCUGGGACACCUCGAUGUCGCAGAAGUCCCGUUUCAAGAUGCAAACCCAGGGCAUUUUCUCUUACCGGAUGACGUUCCCGCAACUUCCUUGGGGCACCAUCAAGGAUCCCAAAUUCAUCCAGACCGCCCACGGCAACCGCCUGCUUAUCAGCGGCUGGUGGGCGUACUCGCGCAAGCCUAACUACGUUGCGGACUGGACCAUGAGUCUGACGUGGGGGCUCGUUCAGGGCUCGUGCUCCGCUAUCCCUUACUUUUACUCGGUCUUCUUCAUCGUCGUUCUCAUCCAUCGUUGCACUCGCGACUUUGAGCGGUGCGCGCUCAAGUACGGGAAGGACUGGGAGCGCUACUGCUCCAUCGUGAAGUACAAGUUCAUACCCUUCGUCUACUAA